GGUGGGAACAUGAAGAAAAAAAUAUGAUGGUUAAAAAAAGAACGAACUUUUGCGAGAGAACGCGAAACUGUUCUGCGAGGGAACACAAAACUUUUAGUUUUUUCCUCGGGGGCUCCUUAAAACACACUUUAUAAAAUUUCAGUACAAGUUACUUUUAAUUGUGAACGUGUUCGUUGAAAAGUGUUGUUUGGUGUCGGACUUCACCCCCCACAAUGCAGCAUUCAAAGACAGCAGUGACGUAUUUCUAAUACGUGUCAGGAAGCACUGUGUGUCCAACAUGGCGGCGCAGCAGAGCGAUAUUGACGAACUGUUCGACGUAAAAAAUGCCUUUUACAUCGGCAGUUAUCAGCAAUGUAUCAACGAAGCUCAGAAAGUAAAGAAUUCAUCGCCAGAAAAGGAAACUGAACGGGACACUUUCUUAUACAGAGCAUACGUUGCCCAGCGGAAGUAUGCCGUUGUCCUGGAUGACAUCAAGGCCAACUCUUCGCCAGAGCUUCAAGCUGUCAGGAUGUUUGCAGAGUAUCUGUCUAGUGAAAGCAAACGGGAUGCUAUUGUCGCUGACCUAGACAAGAAAAUGGCAAAGAGCGUGGAUGCGGCCAACACCACCUUCCUCCUCAUGGCCGCCUCCAUCUACCACCAUGAGAUGAACACCGAUGCCGCACUCAGGACUCUGCACCAAGGAGAAAGCCUGGAGUGCAUGGCCAUGACCAUUCAGGUGCAGCUGAGUCUGGAUCGUGUCGACCUGGCAAGGAAGGAGCUGAAGAAGAUGCAGGAGCAGGAUGAGGACGCUACGCUAACCCAGCUAGCCACCGCCUGGGUUAAUUUAGCUGUGGGCGGCGAGAAGCUGCAAGACGCCUACUACAUUUUCCAGGAGAUGUCAGACAAGUACUCCUCGACGCUGCUGCUUCUCAACGGCCAGGCCGCCUGCUACAUGGCGCAGAACAAGUGGGAGGAGGCCGAGGGAGUGCUGCAGGAGGCGCUCGACAAGGACAGCAGCCACCCGGAGACGUUGGUCAACCUGGUCGUGCUGACUCAGCACCUUGGAAAAGCCCCUGAGGUGACCAACAGAUACCUGUCCCAGCUGAAAGAUGCACACAAGUCACAUCCUUUCCUCAAAGACUAUUUCACCAAGGGGAACGAGUUUGACAGGCUCGCCAUGCAGUACGCUCCCGCCGCCGCCACCACCGCAUGACGGGCCCCUCACCCGUUAACAUCCUCCUGUCUCUUUUGAUGUUUUUGACCUGUUUAAGUAAAAUGAAAUGCACUCACAGGACGCUUCAUUAGGUACACAUGCACAAUCUGUGUGGGAUGUACUGUAACAUUCUGUUUAUUACGGUGGGAAACUAAUUUGUGAUUUACUAGUGACCAGUCCAGGGUGUGAUAGGCUGCAGCUCACCAAUGACCCCUCAAAGAAGACCAGCGCUGUAGAAAACAUCUGGUAGUACCACAGCAUUUUUUAUUUAGAUACAUGCCAUGGACAAAAUAUUAGAAACAGCUGUCAGCAUGAUGCAAUGCACUGCUACACCACUGCAAGAACACUUUGUUCAAUAAAUCCAAAUAUCGCCUACAUCAGUGGUUCCCAAACAACCCCUGAAGCCAUGUACCCACCCCUACUCCUGCACACUUACAAACAGAACUUGACAUUUUCAGUGGUUUGUUCGUUUUAUAGCCAUUCCGGGUCAAAAUGUGUAUUUUGCGUGGUGAUAUUUUGAUAAAGUUUGACAUGAGCACGGAUAAAUAGAUGAGUACUCAUCCUGCAUAUCUUUUAUUCCACGUUGAUGCUGGCCUCCUUCCGUAUGAAUGGCUUGACUUUCAGCUUCACUCGACUCACGGUGGCUAUGGUUCAAGUCUGCAUAUUCAUUUCAUGCCAAAUGAAAGGGUAAGUCACCAUCGAGGUACUACACUGCAGAUGGGGAUGUCAUACAGCCCCAUGUCAAAAAAUCAGUCAUGAUAAAGUAGCAUCCCAAGCAGAAAAACACAUUCAACUAAGGAUAACUGACAGCGACAGGUUUUCCCAGUGACGCCGUGUGGGGAUUAUAAAAGAUGAAACACUCUUCAUGCACUAAACAAUCAUCAAACUUACUUAUUUGUCCAUACGAUGCACACAAAGCAGUCAACAACGAGAUGCUCUGUCUCCUGCUCCGUUUCCCUUGAGCCGUGAGGCGUUCAGGUGCACUAGUAAGGCGCUAAUAGUUUUUAUUUGACAAUUGGUGUACAUAGGGACGCCAGCAGUAAUUCCGGGUCCCGUACACAGCUCAGGUCACUACAUCGCCACGACGAAACUCACCCUUACAAGCUACUUUUAUACUAUUUGACUCAAACCUGAAUUUAGUUCGAUGCAUUUCUUGGAGUGAAAUGAAUACUUUGGGAAACAAAUGAAUGUACUGUAUAUGUGCAACAACCUGGGAUAGACACAGGUGCUUUACCCUGGUUGGUCAGUGUGUGUACCAUUAUGAAAUAAUAUAAAUACCAUUGUGAAAAUGUUCAUAUUUCGCAAAGGAAUGAGGUUUGUCCAAGCCAGGGGUGGGCAAACUUUUUGACUCUCGGGCCACAUUUGGCGGAGGGCCGUGUGUGUGUGUGUGUAUAGGUGGCAUCCAACAGAACGACACAUUUGCUCACGGUGCAACAAAACGAAAACAACUCAUCCACAGCAAGUUAACUCAUCACAUAAAUCAUCAACUAAGCGCUAAACAUAACACAUAACCAACAACAAUGAUGAACGAUGAACAAUAAAAGAUUGAAUGUCAAGAGUAUGUUAACUCCUCCUUGCUUACUUCUCUGACAAUCUAAACAUAUUUUGCUAUCUAGCAAAAAUGUGAAAAACAUGGCAAUAUGUUGGGAGAAAGUGUACCACAAGCUACCCAGCAUGCCUUGCGGCGGGAAUAUAGAGUAGGCGCUUUUUAGGCAUGGGUCUUGCAUGUAGAUAUUUGUAUGCCGUAAUGGUGCAGUAGGUACAGUAGGUUACUUUGUGGGUCGUGUGUUGUUUGGAUGGCUCUCUUCUACAAGCUCCAGAUUGCAUGUGACUAAAUCUUUGCAACAAUAGCACUGCUGGUCAAGUUGCAAGCUACAUUUUCCAUGGUAAAGAUUUAAAAAGAAAAAAGAGGAAUGUGGAAAUGCCCAGCGAGUGCUGCAUUUUGCCCAUCCCUGAUCUAAGCGCUUUUCGUUCAUUUCACUGACAUUUUACAGACUUUGAAAAACAAUUCUCACAGUAAUAAAGGACAAAAUGACUUCCCUUUUGGACUCAAAACAGGACAUGUACUUCUGUUUCUAAAUACGGGACGAUUCCAAUUUUUAACGCAGCCCUGGUGGUACUGUCCAGUCUCCUUAUUUUGGCUUUCUUCCUGCUCCCUUCUCGCUCUCCUUUUUGAAAACCGGAUUUUAGUUUAGUCCGAGGCAUAGGCAACAUUGCAUUGCUCUGGCUGCAACGAAGCACCGUCACCGGUCUGCGCUAAGGCAGGACCAAACCAUUUCAUGCAGAUAUACUUGUUGGAUUACUUACUGGUCAGUGUAGAUUUAACUUUCACUGCCAAAAAGAAGUCAAAACAAGGAUUGUUUUUGAUCAUUUUAUGACAGUGGUGUCCAAAGUGCAGCCGGGGGGCCAUUUGUGGCCUGUGGCUAUUGUUUUUAUUGGCCCAUGGCACAUUCAGAAACUAUAAUUUAACUAUAAAACCCCACAGCAACAACAAAAAUGGAAAAAUACAAGAGCAAAGUCAAAAUAUGAAGUAAAAAGUCAUCAUCUAACGUGAGGUUGGAAUUUUAGGAGAAUGUCCUAUGAAAAUGACAUAAUUUUAGUAGUUGAAACAUUAAAAGGAAAAGAUUUUUGUUUUUUUUAAGUUGUAAUAUGAGAAAGUAUUUUUUUGAAAAUCAGGUUGCGUAAAAAGUUAGAAUGUAUAAUGAGUAUAAAGUAAAAAAUAUGAUGGAAAUAAAGUCAGAAUUCCGAUUAGAAAACUUACAAGAAGAAAGUUGAAAUAGCUGUGAAAUAUAAAACAAAACAAAACAGCAGAAUAAAGUCCAAAUAAUAGAAAAAGUCGUAUUGUAUUGAGAAAAAUGAAUAAAGCUGUAAAAUAAGUGGAAAAAGGUCAUUUUAGUAGCGUAGAGUUGAAAUAUUAAAAAAAAAUGUUUUUUUUAAGUAAUAUGAGAAACAAAACAAAAUGUAACUUUUGGAAAAUAAGAUUGGGAAGAAAUGAUAAUGUGGGAGUAAAGUCAAAAUAUAAAUAGAAAAUUUAUGAAGAAGGUUGAAAUAUUUGGGGGAAAAAGUAGGACGGCUCAUUAGGACCACAUUGGAAAACCCCCCCGUCAGAUUUCGAGAAUAAAGUCCUAAAUUUAUUAUUUAUUUUACUUGAUUCUCGCAAUUUACUCUUGUACAUUUACGACUUGUCUCGUAAAUCAUCUCAACUUUUUUCAUGUAAAUUUCUGACAUUCUCGUAAAUUUACGAUUUUCUCAUAUUCCAACUUUUUGAUU
Dunckerocampus dactyliophorus (ringed pipefish) is the source of this 4462-nucleotide messenger RNA. RefSeq names its product COPI coat complex subunit epsilon (gene cope). The record is from RefSeq and is a predicted model, not a curated record. Gene Ontology annotation, molecular function: protein binding; structural molecule activity. Bases 278 to 1192 code for a protein of 304 amino acids. Gene Ontology annotation, cellular component: COPI vesicle coat. The transcript is spliced from 10 exons. NCBI's taxonomy places the organism in Eukaryota, Metazoa, Chordata, Actinopteri, Syngnathiformes, Syngnathidae. Gene Ontology annotation, biological process: retrograde vesicle-mediated transport, Golgi to endoplasmic reticulum; endoplasmic reticulum to Golgi vesicle-mediated transport; intra-Golgi vesicle-mediated transport.